Molecule: messenger RNA, 1538 nt
Organism: Helobdella robusta
Lineage: Eukaryota; Metazoa; Annelida; Clitellata; Rhynchobdellida; Glossiphoniidae
Exons: 7
Coding region: 345-656 (103 amino acids)
Source: RefSeq, a predicted model, not a curated record
GACCAAUAUGCACCGAUCCAAUCGAGGCACUGCGAAUCUUAAGAACAAGUUAUAAGCUUGCUGAUGUUAGGAGAAAGUCUACUAAAUCGAUAUGGUCCGGAAAAUCAGAAACCGCUUAUAGAAACCAAUCUGCAUCCCAGUUUGAGAGUACGUUGUUUGCCAGGAACGAUGGGAUAUUUUCAAGCUCUGCUAAGUUGACAGAACUGAGGAGAAAAAUCGAAGCCAGGGAUCAAAAACUGGCAGAGUUAAGUAGAAAAAUCAUCGAGGGGCGGUCCAAAAGCUGCCGCGGGCCCCGUCCAGCAAAUGAUGAUGGCUCCAGAAAAAGAGAAGACGUAGGAGAAAAAAUGUCGCAACCACAUCAGCUGCAGCAGCUUCAAUUUGGUGAUCGUUUGAGAGACGUCGGAGAUAAAAAUGAAGAAAAUCCGGCCGUGAAACAGCAGCAGCAAGAUGACAAUAACAAAAUAGCAAUCGCUUCAGAGGAAUUAGUGUCAUUACCGUCGUCAGCGCAACAACAACAACAGCAACUACAGCAACAACAACCUGUUGACGAUGACGAUCACAAAAUGAUGACGUCACUGAUGAUGCAAAAGAAGAAGAAGAAGAAGAAUUUCAUCAUGAGGACCUUGAGUUCUCUCAAGAAAAAGCUAUACAGUUGAAUGAGCGAGCGAACGAACGAAUGAAUGAAUGAGUAGAUGAUGAAUGAAUGAAUGAAUAAACUCUUUCUCUCUCUUGAUAUACUACUACAUGCGCGAUUCACAUCAAAACUAUUCCAAUCAAAAAUACUGUCAAUUUAUCGUUAUACAGUUAUAUGUACAUAUAUAAUAUGUAAUGAAAUCAAUAUAUAUAUAUAUAUAUAUAUAUAUAUAUAUAUAUAUAUAUAUAUAUAUAUAUAUACCACGCCUGUGUAUUCAUAUACCGUUUUGUGUUAUAUAAAUAUACCAGGUACAUAAUGCAAUACAAGCAAUAAAUACACAGUCGCAUAUUACGUCAUACAGCUCAAUACAAAAGUACCGUCCAUACAUAUAUAUAUACACGUACACACGCACACACAUACAUAGAUGUUGACAGAAUUUUAUCUCAACAAUGGCCAUCUAUUCUAUCAGCUUCAGCUUCGUAUGACGUACGUCAGAGAGUCUUUAGUGAUGUUUUUUCACUUGAAGAUUUUCAAAUGACGUCAAUACUGCGUCAUAGAUUACCGACACCAUUACUAAAAAUAGCCCACUCCCCCUCCGACUUGACCUUUCUGACCCGACCUAAAUGAUUUUUCUGAAUUGUUCGUUUUUAUAACUGCAAUGGCAGACGCUACGCGCAUGUGUGUGGCUGUUUUUGAGUGAUUUCAUUCAAGAAUCAGGCACGCUAACAACGUACAGCUGGAUCGGCUAAUUUUUUUCUGUAAAUUUUCUUAAAUCUCAUAAAACAACACACACACAACACACUAGAAAACAUAACAAGUGUGCAUGUUUCAUUGAAAAAACCAAUACAAUUUGUUUCCAUGUUAACGAAUUUAUUUUCACGUCAAUAAAUUAUUGUUAAAUGUC